AUGCUCAACUCCAAUCACUUGACACAAGGUAAUACCUAUGAAGUACCUCCUCGGUUAUUCUCAUUUUCCUCUAAAUCAAUAGCCACUGAUAAUUCAACAACAAAUACAGUAACCACUAAUGAUUCGUGUCAAUUAUAUGGCGACAAUAUAAGUGCCGUUGUGAAUCAUCAUAAUGAACAACCUCAUGCUGUUGAUUUCGAACAUUCAGAUCCAUUCGAGAUAGCACGACGACAGAAAUUCGAUUUGACUAUUCCAACAGAAAACGAAAAGCCAGACAAAAAACUUGACUUGAAAAGAAAAUCUUUUGCAAUUGUCUGCCGUACGAAUAUGACAAUGGGCAAUUACAUUGAAGAUGGAAAGUUUCAAUCAGUUAGAUCACGUGUCGGCAUAAAAUGGUCCAAAACACUUCAAAAUAAAUGCAAAGCAACAAAAAAACAAUCUAAAAAGCAAAGUCAACAAAUAUCGAAACAAGUGGUCGAUGAUUUCAUAUCAAAUAUGAAGGCAUCCAUCGAAGAUGGCAUCGAUCGUGCUAAAAAAGACAGUCGGAUUGAAUGUGCAGAUGAACGAAACAGGUUAGUGUUAUAGCCAUCAAAUUAAUAUACAAAUAUAAAAGAACUAAGAUAAAUGUCUUCUUGUUUUCACGUAAUAUUUAUAGACUUUUGGCGAUAUUUAAUUCUCUUCAUUCAGUGUUACAAACUGCCGCCAAUAAGUGAUCGUAUUGUUUGGAUCAACCUGAUCAAGUACAUCACUGGAACGAUCAACACGCUUUUUUUGUCAUUUUUCUUAAUCUUUUUUUACGUUUUCUUAGAUCAGUUCUAGUGUUAGUUUUGUUUUCGUGUUUUUUUUCCAUAUGUCCAUUUUAUUAUAAUAUAUCAAAACUAUAAUUCAAUGUGACACAAAAAGAAGAAUGUUUUGCACCUAGUUAGUACUACUGUGGCCAUUGGAUCAUUAUCAAAUCAUCGCUUGUAUCUGAAUUAGAUGUAGUAUAUGUAUUAUUUGAGCUCGAUACUCAUGAAGCAGGAGGAUACUCUAUCACAGUACCAUAUUCCUUUUCUUUUGUCUAAGGAGAGACAGAAAGAAUUGCUUUCAUAAAAUCUAUGAAGUUUCAUUACAAUUUGUAAUUCUUUCCUUUGUCAAGAACUAAUUCUCCUCCUUAUUCAACUGGCUUCGUAUUAUGACAUGGCAAAGUUCAUCAUCAUCAUCAGUCGACUGCAAACAAGCGUGGUUUACAGGCGAUAACAAUAUCGUGCCAACGCUUCCGGUUUGCAGCAACUUUUCUGAUCUCGUCGGAGGUUGGUGGUUCAUCGUUGUUGAUCAGUCUUACGACGUAAUCAACAUAUUUCAGACGUGGUCGUCCACGUUUGCGUUUUCCAUGACCGUUUUUUGGAGAAUACAGAGCAUACAUGUUGAUAAAUUCAUUUGGAUUCCUACGGAGACAAUGUCCAAUGUAGCGUAGUUGUCGACGUUGUAUUGUAUGUAUUAAUGGUUCUUGUUUUAUCUUUUCAUAUAUUGCAGUGUUUGUUAUUGUAUCUGGGCGUUUGAUAUUACGCAUGAUACGAUAGCAACUAGUAGCGAAGCUGUUCAAGAUAUUUUUGAGUGUUUUAGUAAUGAUCUAGCUAGAUUUCCAUAUAUUUUUCAUUUUCUAAAAAGCUUUUCAAGCUAGUUGUUUUCGCAUCUUGAUGUCUGUAAUACUUGAUAACAUCAGUGAGCCAAGGUAUUUGAAAUUGUCUACCAAUUGAAUAUUCUGUCCAUCAAGUUGUAUUGAUCUUUUGUUUGUGUUUUGAUUAUUUCAUAAUUGAGUUUUCUUGAUAUUGACUUGUAGGUCUACUUUACUAGCCCAUUCAGCACUUGUAGUAAGUUGCGUUCGAUUAGAGCUAUGUCGUCUGCAAAAUCCAGAUCAUUUAUCAUUGUUGCUGAUUGCCGACUUGAUUGUCGCAAGUUGGUUAUGAAACCAUCUUCGCCUCUCUCGUUUGUGUGGUUUAAUUCUGCAUUUUUCAUAAUAUAGCCCAUGACGAUGAUAAACAGAAAAGGGGCUGAUGUAUCACCUUGUAAAACACCAGUUGUUACCUCAAAUUCUUCUGAAGAUGAUCAUCGACAAAGAACUACGCUUUGAGCAUUGUAAUAAAUAGCUUGAAUAGCAUUGAUCAUUUUUGCUGGUAUGCCAUUGUGUCGUAGUAUGUCGCACAAAGUUUGUCUAUUGACAGAGUCGAAGGCUUAUUUGAAAUCGAUAAAUGUAAUAUAGAUUGGUACGUGUUUAUCAACGGCGCCUUCUAGAAGUCUUCUCAGAACAUGUAUUUGAUCGAUACGGUUCCUUCCUUUCCUGAAUCCUGUUUGGUUUGUUCGAAGAUUGGAAUCUAUUAGUUCACGUAUGCGGUUCAACAGAAUUAUAUUGUACAUCAUGGCCGCUACUGAAAUAAGACUCAUACCUCAGUAGUUUAUCAUCAGAGUCUUAUCACCUUUUUUUAGUAUUAGAAUAAUGAUGUUGGUGUUGAAUUGUUUUUGGUGAUCUUCUGUCCGAUUUUGUCCGACGUAAUUUGUUGUGGAACUUGUGAGUCAAGUUUAGUGACUUUUCCCAUUUGAUACACGUGGGUUCAAUGAUGGACUAGUGACAGCCGAGUACUGAUGAUAAUAUUCGAGUAGUGGAACGCAGUUUGUCUUCUACUAGGGCUUGUAAUCGCUCCAUAGCAUACUCGAAAGAGGUCGUCCGGAUCUGGAUUGAACUUCCAGCAAUAUGUCGCGUUCUCGAAAUUUUUUGAAAUAGAGAAGAUAUAUGCGUUCAACAAUUAUAUCUUCUCACAGGCUACACAAAUAUUGUGGACAGUAACGCUAACACUGUUACUGAGUUGAAACUCAUACAAAAUACAAUGCUA
Adineta steineri is the source of this 2870-nucleotide messenger RNA. Lineage: Eukaryota; Metazoa; Rotifera; Eurotatoria; Adinetida; Adinetidae. The record is from the annotation of a GenBank genome assembly.